Lates calcarifer (barramundi perch) is the source of this 2462-nucleotide messenger RNA. Its product is annotated as tripartite motif-containing protein 16-like. Gene Ontology annotation, molecular function: zinc ion binding; protein binding. The record is from RefSeq and is a predicted model, not a curated record. Lineage: Eukaryota; Metazoa; Chordata; Actinopteri; Centropomidae.
CACACAGUAUCAAACCGCUCCUCUUCCUGAAUGAAUCAAAGUCUGAUAACCCUCCCUCUUCUUCCUGCUCUCAAACACAGCCAGCUCCACCCUGUUCUUAUAUUUCCUUGUUCCCUCCCCUUCAGAUCUACAGUUUGAAGAUGGGUGGAACCAACAUGUGGUGAAGUGCAGGAGCUGACAGGCUCCGUCCACCCAGGAAACACAUGUUGUUUAGAUCAGAGCUCAAACUAGUUUCACUUCUGAGAAAGUGGAACUCAGACAGUCAUCGACACUGAGAGGUGAAAUGGCGGAGAAAGGACUUCAGCUGGACCGGGAAACCUUCUCUUGUUCCAUCUGUCUGGAUCUACUGAAGGAUCCGGUGACUGUUCCCUGUGGACACAGCUACUGCAUGAACUGUAUUAAAAGCUUCUGGGAUGAAGAGGAUGAGAAGGAAAUCCACAGCUGCCCUCAGUGUAGACAGACCUUCACACCGAGGCCUGUCCUGGAUGAAAACACCAUGUUAGCAGUUUUAGUGGAGGAGCUGAAGAAGACUGGACUCCAAGCUGCUCCUGCUGAUCACUGCUAUGCUGGACCUGAAGAUGUGGCCUGUGAUUUCUGCACUGGGAGGAAGAUGAAAGCUCAUAAGUCUUGUCUCCAGUGUCUGGCCUCUUACUGUGAGAAACACCUGCAGCCUCAUUUUAAAUCACCUACAUUUGAGAAACACAAGCUGGUGGACCCCUCCAAGAAGCUCAAGGAGAACAUCUGCUCUCGUCACGAUGAGGUGAUGAAGAUUUUCUGCCGCACUGAUCAGCAGUGUAUCUGUUAUCUCUGCUCCAUGAGUGAACAUAAAGGCCACGACACAGUCCCAGCAGCAGAGGAAAGGACUGAGAGGCAGAGAGAGCUCGAGCUGAGUCGACAAAAACUCCAGCAGAGAGUCCAGGACAGAGAGAAAGAUGUGAAGGAGCUUCAACAGGAGGUGGAGGCUAUCAGUCGCUCUGCUGAUAAAGCAGUGGAGGACAGUGAGAAGAUGUUCACUGAGCUGAUCCGUCUGAUGGAGAAAAGAAGGUCUGAUGUGAAGCAGCAGAUCAGAUCCCAGCAGGAAACUGAAGUGAGUCGAGUCAAAGAGCUUCAGGAGAAGCUGCAGCAGGAGAUCACUGAGCUGAAGAGGAAAGACGCUGAGCUGAAGCAGCUCUCACACACAGAGGAUCACAACCAGUUUCUACACAACUACCCCUCACUGUCAGCACUCAGUCAAUCUACACACUCAUCCAGCAUCAAGAUCCGUCCUCUCAGGUACUUUGAGGAUGUGACAGCAGCUGUGUCAGAGCUCAGAGAUAAACUACAGGACGUUCUGAGGGAGAAAUGGACAAACAUCUCACUGACACUGACUGAAGUGGAUGUUUUACUGUCACAACCAGAGCCCAAGACCAGAGCUGAGUUCUUAAGAUAUUCACAGGAAAUCACACUGGAUCCAAACACAGCAAACACACAUCUGUUAUUAUCUGAAGGAAACAGAAAAGCAACAUAUAUGAGUCAACAACAGUCUUAUUCUAGUCACCCAGACAGAUUCACUGAAUGUUUUCAGGUCCUGAGUAGAGAGAGUCUGACUGGACGUUGUUACUGGGAGGUGGAGUGGAGAGGAGGAUUAUUUGGAGGAGUUCAUGUAGCAGUCUCAUACAAGAAUAUCAGCCGAGCAGGGAGUGAGAAUGAAUGUAGAUUUGGAAACAAUGACAAAUCUUGGGUGUUAAGAUGUUCCCCAAACAGUUAUGACUUUUACUACAACAAGAUCAACACUCCAGUCUCAGGUCCUCUGUCCUCCAGAGUAGGAGUGUACCUGGAUCACAGAGCAGGUAUUCUGUCCUUCUACAGCAUCUCUGAAACCAUGACUCUCCUCCACAGAGUCCAGACCACAUUCACUCAGCCUCUCUAUGCUGGACUUUGGCUUUUCGGUUAUGGAGUCACUGCUGAGUUGUGUAAACUGAAUUAGACUAAAGUCCUUUAAGGAGCAGUGGGUCAAAAUCUGUGUUUGACUUCUUGAAUAUACUUAGUCUCCAUGUUCUUUGAUUAAAGCUCAUUGUUGUGUCAUUUCUGCACAGAGAUCACCUGUCAAUCAACAAGUGAUGCUCAGCUCUUUACCAUCUUCUCAUUUAUUGUCCUGUUGAUGUUUGAGUCUCUUUAGGUGGAGCUGGAGCCAUGGAGGAGAUCACUGCUCAGGAUGAUUUUCCUCUUUUACCUAAACUGACAUUUGUCCACAUGAAAACAGAAACUUGUCUGUGCUCUAAAUGAUUGUUGAAUAUUUCUUUGGAUGUGUUUGUAUGUUGUUGUUUCUCUUCCACUGCACGGGCCUCAACAGAGAAAUCACCACACCUUCCUUUAUCAGAGGCUGCACCUGGAAAUGAUUGGAAAUGUAUCAUUUGUCUGUUGUUUUUCAAUUCAUGUAAAUAUGAAAUUACUCAAAUGAUUCAAUAAAAUAUAUGAUCAGA